AGGUGGGCGGGGCCUCGCGGGCGGGUACAUAAGGCGCGAGGCGGGGGCGCCCUUGCGCAGUUCGCACUUGGCCGUGGAAGGGCGUGUUCGUGCUUCGUCUGAAAGAGCAGGCCAGGGAAGCGAAGGGAAGGACGCAGCGGAGGAGAGAUGGCAUCGGACGAGGGGAAGCUCUUUGUGGGCGGGCUCAGUUUUGACACCAACGAGCAGUCCCUGGAGCAGGUGUUCUCCAAGUACGGGCAGAUCUCGGAAGUUGUUGUGGUCAAAGACAGAGAAACGCAGAGGUCCAGAGGGUUCGGCUUUGUGACCUUCGAGAACAUAGACGACGCGAAAGACGCCAUGAUGGCCAUGAACGGGAAGUCUGUGGACGGGCGGCAGAUCCGUGUGGACCAAGCGGGGAAGUCCUCGGACAACCGCUCCCGCGGAUACAGAGGGGGCUCUGCUGGAGGCCGGGGCUUCUUCCGCGGAGGACGCAGCCGGGGCCGGGGCUUCUCCAGAGGUGGUGGCGGUGGAGACCGCGGCUAUGGCGGAGGCAGCAGCAGGUUUGAGUCCAGAAGCAGCGGGUACAGUGGCUCCAGAGACUACUAUGGCAGCAGCAGGAGCCAAGGCAGCUACAGCGACAGACCUUCCGGCGGCUCCUACAGAGACAGCUACGACAGUUAUGCUGCGCACAACGAGUAAAACACACUUCCUGGCUCGCUCAAGGAUCGUCCUUCCAAUGGCCGUAUUUAUAAAGAUUUUGGGAGCUUCGCUGAAAACAAAACACGUUUCUUGUGUAGUCAUCUCCUUUGUAUUCUCACUUUUUUGUAGUAAAAAGUCGCAGUUCUGACCUUGUUUUAGAGAAAGAAAGAAAAAAAGAUAAACACAGCCUGACAGCUUCUUAAAUAUGUAAACGGUCUGUUUGGACUCAGAUGAAAGUUGUGGGGGUUUUUUUUUCCAUCUCUCUCUCUGGAGUGUUUUAAACAUUUUUAGAGCACUUGAGGUUUUUAGUUCCUUUGUGAGCUCAGUGCUGGGGUUUACAGGAAGGUCUUAAGGCCCUGUUUUUUCUAUUUUGAGUAAGAAAAGGAGUGUAACUCCUCCGUAGAAGAAGCUGAGCAAGCUGUGGACUCGGUCUUUCUGUUAGUGCAUCCGUUUUGUAACCCAACCUUUAGUGUAGUAAGGCCUUAACCGCCUGGGUUUUCAAUUCUGAAAGGCCAACCCACCUUGAUAUAUCUAAAGAGAUGUUUGCUUUGUAUGUUUGACUUGCAUAAAAGAGACUUUUGACUUGUUAUGUCAUUACCAACGUAACCCAGAGGGGAAAAAAACUGCAAAUCUUUUAACCGUGCAAAGAGAGAGGUUCUUGGAGAGAGAGAAAAACAAUAUGUUUGUUUCUAUUGUCCUUUUUUUUAACUUGGAAAGAAAGUAUGCCUAUUGAUGCAAUUGAUGUUGUAAUUUUGAAGUGGUGACAAACAGGAUAUACCUUGUACAGUUUUCCUUUGGCUUCACGAAGCCUAUUAAAAGUCCAUCUGAAAACAAA
Anolis carolinensis (green anole) is the source of this 1513-nucleotide messenger RNA. It is a transcript of the gene cirbp, whose product is annotated as cold inducible RNA binding protein. Gene Ontology annotation, cellular component: spliceosomal complex. Lineage: Eukaryota; Metazoa; Chordata; Lepidosauria; Squamata; Anolidae. Gene Ontology annotation, biological process: positive regulation of mRNA splicing, via spliceosome. The coding region runs from base 148 to 678 and encodes 176 amino acids. The record is from RefSeq and is a predicted model, not a curated record. The transcript is spliced from 7 exons. Gene Ontology annotation, molecular function: RNA binding.